AUGAUUCUUUCUUAUCGUCAUUUUGGGCUGAUCAAAUCAAGCUGUUCUAAACUCCUGGACAACCCCAAUGAUGCUGACGGUCGAGCGCUCAUGUCGCAGUCAUCUCAGCAGAUAUCCGACCUCUGCGGUGAGAUGGUACGCCUCCUGGAUGGUCUACGGGGUGCUAGGGCCAAGCGACCAGAUGCUGCUAACUAUUUGGCUUCAGCGUACUCUCCGGUUGCACUCUCAUACAGACCGGGUGGUUUAAUCUUUGGCCAUUCGUCCACUCACCCAUCAUGCCUUUGGGCGUGCAUAGAUUCUGUGCUUUACGAGACCUCGAAUCACGAUCGUUGGCAGCUCACUGGUCGUCACGUCCAUUACCUCUGGCUGGCCUUUAUCACACAUGCCUUCAAUGCGGCGGCACAACUUUUCGGUGACGUUGAGGUCGACAGUGUUGGCGCUUUGAUUAAUGCAAGCCGAGCGCAUUUUCGUUUUGGCCUCUACUGGUCGCUUGCCUUGGCAGAAAAUCCUAUUUUCACCCUACAUCACAUGAUUCGAAAGAUUGAUCUUAAUGCUGAUGUUGCGCUUGGCUACGAUUACAGCGUCAAUGGAAAACGUUGA
This is a messenger RNA of Protopolystoma xenopodis, 600 nucleotides long. NCBI's taxonomy places the organism in Eukaryota, Metazoa, Platyhelminthes, Monogenea, Polystomatidea, Polystomatidae. The record is from the annotation of a GenBank genome assembly.